AUUUCCCUGUGGUCCCUCUUGGUGACUCUGGUGAUCCUGUUCAUCCUGACCGGGACCAUGCUGGGCCCAGACCUGAUGGCACAUAUUCCUGCGUCUGUCUAUGCCAUUGCGGUGCUGAUGCCUCUAGCGGGGUAUGCCUUGGGAUAUGGCUUAGCCACGGUCUUUAAAAUGCCCCCACACUGCAGGAGAACAGUGUCUUUGGAAACAGGGUGCCAAAACGUCCAGCUCUGCACCGCCAUCCUAAAACUCACCUUCCCCCCAGAGCUCAUAGGGAGCAUGUACAUGUUUCCCUUGCUUUACGCGCUUUUUCAGUCGGCAGAAGCGGGACUCUUUGUGCUGGUGUACAAGAUGUACGGGAGAGACAGCUACAAACAAGAUACACUCGGUGAAGAGGAAGACACGGAUAUUUCCUACAAGAAACUGAAGGAAGAGGAGGUGGCUGAUACUUCGUACGGCACAGUGACCACAGAGGAGCACAACUCCGCUGAGAUGGAGCUGACACAGACGGCGCUUUAG
Antrostomus carolinensis (chuck-will's-widow) is the source of this 516-nucleotide messenger RNA. RefSeq names its product solute carrier family 10 member 4 (gene SLC10A4). Lineage: Eukaryota; Metazoa; Chordata; Aves; Caprimulgiformes; Caprimulgidae. The annotation marks the transcript as partial. The record is from RefSeq and is a predicted model, not a curated record. Gene Ontology annotation, biological process: bile acid and bile salt transport. Gene Ontology annotation, molecular function: bile acid:sodium symporter activity. The transcript has a single exon.